GUAGGUCUACGUGGUGAGGAGUGGGGCUUUUGUCGUGCACCUGACACCACCAUGGAUGACUAUCCGAUAUAUGGGUUACUUGUGGGGUUCUCCCUCUGGGGGACCCUUUGGCGCCUCCUCUUUCCUCUGGACUUCUGGCCCACUUUCACGUGUAGAGUAGGAACCCGGGGUGGCACUUCCACCCAGCCUUACACGAAGGAGGGGGAGGAGAAUAUGGCCGCCAUCCUGCAGGAGAGAAAGGAGAAGAAGGAGGCCAAGAAGAAGGCCCUGCAGGAGGAGCAGGCGGCAAAGUUGAAGAAGAUAGAGGAGGAGAUGGCUAGAGAAAAGGAGAGGUUGAAAAAGGAAGAAGAGGAGAGGUUGAAAGAGAUGGAAGAGGAAGAAGAAGAUGAAACGCCACUGCAAAGGAGGAAGGGGCAGCACAGUGGCAACAAGGAUGAAGAGAUGGAGAAACGGAUUUCAGAGUGGGUCACCAACUUAUCCCUGGGCGAAGAAGAAGAGGUGGCAGCUCCCAAGGAGGAAGAGCCGCGCCCUCGUAGGGAGCCAGUCAAAGUUGAAUUCCCUGAUUCCUACAGUGGGAAAAGGGAAGAAAACUUUGACAACUGGGAGGCCAACGUCAAGACCUACGUGCAUCUGCAACAGGUCUCCCCAGAUCAGCACGUAUUAAUUGCCAUUCAUGCGCUUAGAGAUGAGGCCGCCAGUUUUGCAAGGUCCCUAGUCCGCGCUGCCAACUGCAAUAAUGAUGCAGUGGCCUAUUCAUCGUUCACCCCCCUCGUUGAUUUCAUGAAAUUGCUGCGCGAGCGAUUUGCUGAUGUCGCUCGCAGUGUCAAGGCCUCAGAUAAGCUCCAGACCAUCCACACUCGUAAAUGGAAGAGUGCCAGUGUACUCAAGGGUACGAUGGAUGAAUUGGUGGUUGUCCCUGACCAUGGGGUCACAGAGGCCCAAUUGGUCGGCCUCUUCUAUCGGGCUAUGCCCGAAGCCUUUCGAGGGCAGUUCUUCGCGACGAGCGAAGAUCCUGCCACCACUUAUGAUUCCCUUAGCCGUGAAGUGGUGGCUUUCGAGGCGAAAUCGGUGUCACUUUCUACCUUCUGGCACAAAGACCUCGACAAAGGAAAGCAAUGGAAGGGCCGCACUAUCUCAGGGCAAGUAAAGACCAAGGAUAGCCUUGUCCUUACCUUAGAUGAAAAAAGUGUGGACGAGAUCCCCUACGAGCAGAUUGAGUGGGGGUUCGAGGAGGAGGAUAACGGUGCGAGCCAGGGGAGGACUUACACUGCUGUCGUGGCUGGAGGGAGGCCGCAAGGAGGAGGAAGAGGCCAGGGCCAAGGGGGCCGGGCCUCAGGGAGCCGGUUUCAGGGCGAUCAGGGGGUUGGCGGUAGAGGAGGAAACCGCCAAGCGGAGGAAGGGGUCAAGGCGUAUUUUCGCCUAGAGAAGGAUAGGAAGGUGGAAAAGGUUCUCCACUCCCUAACUCUCCUCGUAGAAGACAGCCUCCCAUUCAAUAUCGUUCUGGGGAUGGAUUGGGGAGAGGCAGCCAGGGCCACACUCCAUUUGAAGGAGCACGAGUGUAGGCUCCCUAGUCCUUUAGGCGAGGCUAAGACUGCCCGCCUGUUCCAUGUGUCCGGAGUAGAGAAUCCCCUAGCACAUUGCUGCCUUAGUGCCCCUGCAUUCGCAAGGCUCGUGAAGAAGGAGCGCUUAGAAGAACAAGUUUUUGUAGCCUACGUAAGGCCAGUAACUGAGCCUAAGGAAGAGAAGCCUAUAGACCCUACAAUUGCCAAGCUGCUGGAGGAGUUCAAGGACCUAGCUGAGCCGCCGACAGGAGUAGUAUCGCGGCCUAUCCAGCACCGCAUUGAGAUUGAGCCUGGCAGUAGAACUCCCAAAGGAGCCGUGUAUAGGAUGUCCCCGCGGGAGUUAGAGGAGCUUCGUAAGCAAUUAGACGAGCUCCUUGAGAAGGGUUGGAUUAGGCCCAGUUCAUCUCCUUUUGGAGCACCUGUUCUCUUUGUCCCCAAGAAAGAGGGAGAGUUGAGGAUGUGUAUAGACUAUAGGGGUUUGAAUGCUGUUACAGUGAAGAAUGCUGAGCCACUGCCUAGGAUAGACAAUCUUCUGGAUGGAGUGCAGGGGGCAAAGUAUUUCUCCAAAAUAGAUUUGAAGUCCGGAUAUCAUGAGAUAGAGGUGCAUCCUGAUGAUCAGUAUAAGACAACUUUCCGGACUAGAUAUGGGCACUAUGAGUUUAUAGUCUUGGAGAAGCUGAGGGAAGCUAACUUCAAGAUCAAUGUAAAGAAGUGCGAUUGGGCGAAGACCCAAGUCUCAUAUCUAGGCCACGUCUUAGACGGAGACAGCAUCAAGCCAGAAGAUUGUAAAAUCGCAACGAUUAGAGAUUGGCCCACACCGCGCACGCUGACCGAGUUGCGGUCGUUUUUGGGCUUAGCUAACUACUAUAGGAAGUUCGUGAGGAACUUCUCCACCAUCGCUGCGCCCCUUCGCAGAUUGCAAAGAAAGGAGACCAUCUGGAAGUGGGAUAAGGACUGCACAUCUAUUAUGAAGAAUUUGAAGCAGGCACUAAUAGAAUAUCCAGUCCUUAAGGUAGCCGAUCCGUCCUUGCCCUUUGUCGUCACUACGGAUGCUAGCCAGUACGGCAUAGGUGCGGUGUUGCAGCAAGACGAUGACAAUGGUUAUAGACGCGUAGAGUUCAUGUCCGCUAGUAUGCCUUCAGAGAAGGUUGCAACAUCUACCUAUGAGAGGGAACUCUACGCUCUCAGGCAAGCAUUAGAACACUGGAAGCAUUACUUGCUUGGGAGACACUUCAAAGUCUAUUCUGACCACGAGACAUUGCGAUGGUUAAAGACGCAGGCCAAGAUGACACCUAAGCUUACUAGGUGGGCUGCGGAGAUAGACCAGUACGACUUCGAGCUCAAGCCAAUCAAAGGGAAGUAUAACGUAGUUGCGGACGCUCUGAGUAGAAGAGCUGAUUACUUUGGGGCCAUAGUCCAUUACCUAGAUAUAGGGUCAGACCUACAACAGAAAGUUAAAGAGGCGUACGCGCAGGACCCCAUCUAUAGUGAGCUCCUUAAGAGAGUUAAGGAAGCCCCAAAGUCCGAGCCAUACUACCGCACUACUGAUGGGUUGUUGUUUGAGAAGACUAAUGUAGCAGACCGUUUGUGCAUCCCCAACAGUGAAGAGAUCCGGAGUCUGAUCUUGGGGGAAUGUCACGACACCGAACAUGAUGCACGCGUACACUUGGCCAGGAACGAAAAAUGACUGCAUUGAAUAUUUUCGCAGUUGCAAAGUCUGCCAGAGGAAUAAGUCAACUACGCGUGCCCCUUUAGGUCUUCUCAAACCUUUACCUAUCCCUGAUCAGCUGGGUGAUUCAGUGUUCAUUGACUUUAUGGACACCGGCGUUAAGAGUAGGCAUGGCAAGAGCCAAGUUAUGGUCGUAGUAGACAAAUUUAGUAAGUAUGCUAUUUUUGUUCCCUUGCCGUCAGAAACCAGAACAUAAUUAGUAAUUCAGAAGUUCUUUGAUCACUGGGUCAGUGAACAUGGGGUUCCGCUGUCUAUAGUUAGCGAUAGAGAUACCCGGUUCACAAGUCUAAACUGGCAGGAAUUGAUGCGAGUCUACGGAUCCAAGUUGUUGAUGUCAUCUGGCCGUCAUCCAGAUACGAAUGGUCAGACUGAACAAAUGAACAAGAUCCUGCAGCAAGUCCUGCGCAUGUACAUUAGACCUAAUCAAGUCAAUUGGGAUGA
This is a messenger RNA of Chara braunii, 3732 nucleotides long. The record is from the annotation of a GenBank genome assembly. Lineage: Eukaryota; Viridiplantae; Streptophyta; Charophyceae; Charales; Characeae.